AUUUAUUAAAAUGUCACCGCUGGCUGCUUCUCUUUUCAACCGCCAUACCCUUUUCUUCUUAUCCUUUCUAGAAAAACCCUAGUUAAAAAUUUUAGAGUUUUUUCCCCAGCUCUUUUCUCCUGCUCUUUGUUGUUUUUUUGUUUCGUAAUUUUGAUUCGUCUUUGGAUCUGUGAGUUACUUGACAUGGAUAUCCGCAAGAGAAACAGGAAUGAAACUGGUUUUAAUGGCAAUGGUGGUUUCAAAAAGGCUAAGCCAGAAAUGGACUCGUUAUCAAGUGGUAUAGGAAGCAAAUCAAAGCCGUGCACAAAGUUUUUCAGCACUGUUGGCUGCCCUUUUGGUGAGAACUGCCAUUUUCUUCAUUAUGUUCCUGGUGGCUAUAAUGCUGUGGCCAAGAUGAUGAAUAUUGCACCAUCUCCAGCAUCACCUAUUGCCAGUGGGAAUACUCCCGCUGUGAAAACCAAAAUUUGCAGCAAGUUCAACACAUCUGAGGGAUGCAAAUUUGGGGACAAAUGCCGUUUUGCUCAUGGGGAGUGGGAAAUUGGCAAGCCUAUUGUGCCAUCACCACGUGCCAUGGGUGUUGGACCUAUUCCUGACCGUUUUGGCGGGCGAAGGGAGCCUCCUGUUUCGGGAGCUGCUGCUAGCUUUGGUACGUCAGCCACUGCAAAGAUCAGCGUGGAUGCUUUCCAUGUGGGACCCAUCAUUGGAAAGGGCGGAGUGAACUCUAAGCAGAUCUGUCGGCAGACAGGAGCCAAGCUGGCAAUCCGUGAGCAUGAAAUAGAUAAAAAUCUGAGGAACAUUGAGCUUGAAGGUACAUUUGAACAAAUUUCGCGGGCUAGCGCCAUGGUGAGAGAGCUGAUCAGCAGCCUUGGGUCAGUUGGUGGACCAGGAAGAACACCUGCAGUACAGGGUGGACCUGCACCUCCAAUGAGCAACUACAAGACUAAGCUGUGCGAAAAUUUUGCUAAAGGUUCUUGCACUUUUGGAGAAAGGUGCCACUUCGCCCAUGGUGAUGCUGAAUUGCGCAAAACAGGGGGGUGAGCUUUACGGGUACCCUAGUCUCUGUAGUCCCUUGCUAUGUGGAAAGCCCGAUUGUGCUCAUUGUAAUAUUCUCAAUUUUUGGUCUCUUGUAAUGCGCGAUUUCGUGGUAUUAAGUUACUGUCAUUUGAAUGGAAAACAGAAGUACCUAGAUUUAGCUGUGACAUGUUUAU
Messenger RNA from Solanum verrucosum, 1208 nucleotides. Its product is annotated as zinc finger CCCH domain-containing protein 31-like. The record is from RefSeq and is a predicted model, not a curated record. Lineage: Eukaryota; Viridiplantae; Streptophyta; Magnoliopsida; Solanales; Solanaceae. Gene Ontology annotation, molecular function: mRNA binding; metal ion binding. The transcript has 3 exons. Bases 184 to 1038 code for a protein of 284 amino acids.